ACAGCCCUUUUUCUCACACUGACGAGCCACAGGCAUGAAGACAGCGAGUCAGUGACUGUCUGGGUUUUUCUGCUGCAUGCAUUUGAUUUGGCAUUCCAGAAAGAGCUGAUCACCACGGGAACUAAUGAAGCUCAGAUGAGUACGAUUUUUCAAUUUGCAGUUUCUCACCACAUUAGUCAAAAAUAUAAAGCGUGCACAUAUUUUCCACAUCAGUCCAUGUAAAUGUAGUGAUAUAAGGGGAUAAAAAUGAGAGAAUCGAUAAAACUUCUCACCAGCAACAGACCACCUCACACGGUCCUGAUCCCUCUGUGUCCCUCCUAUAGAGCGAUUUGGGUUGGCGACCCGAGGCCAAACGUCUUUUGCUCCUGAUGACCGACCAGCCGUCCCACCUCGCCCUGGAUAGCCGGGUGGCAGGGAUAGUGACGCCUAACGACGGCCUGUGUCACCUGGAGAACAAUGUCUACACAGGUAGCACGAGGCAGGAUCAUCCCAGUUUGGGUCAAUUGUCUGAUAAACUGCUUGAAAACCAUAUGUACUUGAUCUUUGCCGUGGAGAAGCAGCAGUACAAGUGGUACGAGGCAUUGGUGCAUUUACUUCCUGGCUCCUACCUGGGAAGGUUAGGCCUUUUCCAGGCUCCAAACCUCAUCGAGCUGGUGGUGGACGCAUACAAGAAGUUGUUGUCGGAGGUGUCAGUAUCAGUGUCACUGGAGGACAAGGCAGUCAGCAGGUACUGGGUGUCUGUUUCUCCUCUCUGUCCCAAUGGAUCCACGGCGAAGGACCAGAGCUGCUCGGGGGUGCAGCCGGACCAGACGGUCUACUUCAAUAUCACCAUCGGCAUGCACUCUUGUCCCGACAAUGGGGAAGAUGAAGAUGUAAAAGUGGUGGUUCGACCAGUGGGUUACAACGAAUCCACCGUGGUUAGGAUCCACUCUAAAUGCGCCUGCAGUUGUGGAUCAACGAGGCGCUGCAAUGACGAAAGCCAAUCACCAUGCAGAGAAACACAAGGGAGCACCAAUCAGGAGCAGAAGCCGCAAAACGGACUAAUUCAAAACUCUGACAGAGAUUCAAACUGGAAUUGCCGAGCGGAUGGGUCAGAUAUGGACUGCAGUGGUCGGGGAGUGUGUGAUUGUGGAAGAUGUUUGUGUGAUGAGACCAGGCUUGGGACAAUUUAUGGGAAAUACUGCGAGAGAGACGAAUUCUCCUGCCCGUACGAAGGGGGGUUGAUAUGUGGAGGUCGUGGUGUGUGUGUGUCAGGUGAGUGUGUGUGUGAAGACGGCUGGACAGGUGAUAGCUGUAGUUGUCCCGUCUCCACAGCAACCUGCCAAUCAGCCAACGGCUUGAUUUGCAGCGGCCAGGGCUCGUGUGUGUGCGGCAAGUGUGUGUGUGAUGACCCGCGACAAACUGGAGACUUCUGUGAGAGAUGUCCUGCCUGCCAAAGCACCUGCCAAUCAUACUGGAAGUGUGUUGACUGCCACCUGUCUCACGGCCUCACUCAUAAAGAGGCGGGACAUUGCAACAGCACGUGUGAAUCAUUGGUGGGCUACAGGGAUGAUGUUCUAGGCCAAGCAGGGGAGAAGUGGAUUCAGUGUAUGUACAUCAGCAAUGACAGCUGUCGCUAUCGCUUCCAAACAAGCUCUCAGUCCGGUCAGACGCAGCUUCACAUAAGCACAAGAGCAGGUACAAU
This is a messenger RNA of Notothenia coriiceps (black rockcod), 1684 nucleotides long. RefSeq names its product integrin, beta 8 (gene itgb8). The record is from RefSeq and is a predicted model, not a curated record. The annotation marks the transcript as partial. NCBI's taxonomy places the organism in Eukaryota, Metazoa, Chordata, Actinopteri, Perciformes, Nototheniidae. Gene Ontology annotation, molecular function: integrin binding. The transcript has 8 exons. Gene Ontology annotation, cellular component: cell surface; integrin complex; focal adhesion. Gene Ontology annotation, biological process: cell adhesion mediated by integrin; cell migration; integrin-mediated signaling pathway.